Astyanax mexicanus (Mexican tetra) is the source of this 2970-nucleotide messenger RNA. It is a transcript of the gene wipf2b, whose product is annotated as WAS/WASL interacting protein family, member 2b. Gene Ontology annotation, molecular function: actin binding. Bases 128 to 1462 code for a protein of 444 amino acids. Lineage: Eukaryota; Metazoa; Chordata; Actinopteri; Characiformes; Acestrorhamphidae. The transcript is spliced from 8 exons. The record is from RefSeq and is a predicted model, not a curated record.
CAGUGAUAUCAUGCGAUAGAGGGAGCCCGUGGCGGCGCGCGCGGAUGCCAGAGAGAAAAGUGACUGUCUCCAUGAGUAUCUGAGUGUGUGUUCUGUACUCAGCUCCACACACUGAAGGCCGGUCAGGAUGCCCAUCCCUCCCCCACCCCCUCCACCCCCCACCUUCAGCCAGGCGAACACUACCCCUCCUAAGCUGUCCCGGGACGAGGCGAAAGGCAGAGGGGCGUUACUGACUGAUAUCUGUAAAGGGGCGAAGCUGAAGAAGGUUGCUGUGGUUAAUGACCGAAGCGCACCUGUGAUAGAGAAGCCAAAAGGAACUAAUGGGGGAGGAGCCAACUCUGGGGCUGGGACCACCACUGGUGGUGGUUCCAACAGUGGAGGUGUAUCUACAAGUGCUCAGCCAAUGGGAAGCUUGUUUCAAGGUGGUGUGCCUAAACUGCGUCCCGUAGGAGAUGGUUCUGCUGUGGGACGGUCCCCUUUGCAGCCCCCCUCUUCUCGUCCUGCAGCCCCCCGUCCCCCGGGCCGGGCCGAUGAGCCCGAGUCUCAGCAGACGUCUCCGCCGGAGUCCAGUCGCUCUCAGCGCCCGUCUCUGCCUGACCUGUCCCGCCCCCCCAGCACCGCCAGCAGCCCAUCCCCGGGCAUGAAGCACAGCACCUCGGCCCCGCCCCCGCCUCCACCCGUGUCUCGCCGCGGCAACGCCCCGCCCGCACCGCCCCAAAAGGCCCCGGUAUCCUCAUACAACCGCGAGAAGCCCCUCCCUCCAACCCCAGGACAGAGGGGUCCAUCUCCCGCCCCGUCCCCGCCCCCUCCUCCCCCUGUCAAACCACCUCCCUCCCCCGUCAGCAACCGCUCCUCUUCAUCAUCUUCCUCUUCCUCCUCCCUGGCUCCGCCCCCUCCGCCACCCUACCGGCAGCAGCUGUCUGUCUCUAACGGCCCCUCCAGCCCCGUUAACGAAGUGGCCCCUGAGCUCCCCCAGAGACACAACUCUCUCAGCAAGAAACCCCCUGCCCCCGGGAGCCACACCCCCACCAGAGCCCAUGCCCCGCCCCCUCCGCCCUCUCCUACACCACAGGGUGGGAGACCCCCACCCCCAGCACGGGACCCUCCAGGACGGGCUGCAGCUCCUCCAGUUCCCGGACAGACAUCUCGAAACGGCCGGGAAGCCCCUCCUCCACCGCCCCCCUAUCGGACUCACGGUAGCUCAGAUCCACCCAGCCGAGGCAAGCCCCCCCCACCCCCUACCCGAACCCCCGCUGGACCCCCGCCCCCACCCCCGCCCAUUCGCAAUGGACACACCUCCACCCCCCGCUCCUUUGUAGAUGACUUCGAAUCCAAGUAUUCUUUCCAUCCUCUGGACGACUUCCCCCCACCGGAGGAGUACAGACACUUCACUAAAAUCUAUCCCAGCAAAGCCAACAGAGUGAUGAGGGGGGCUCCUCCUCUUCCGCCGGUGGGCAGGUGAACACAGACCUGGCGUGGUGCCACGUGGGAGGCAAGGGUUACACAAUUAUACAAACACACACUACACACACACACACCACAUUACACACACACACACACACUAAACUACACAAUGCCUGCACCUUAUUAACACCCUCUCUCUCUCCUCGCUGGACUACUACAUUCCAUUUCAAUCGGGUGAACUCCUCCUCCUCCUCCAUCACACAGCAGCUUCAGGACUUCACUCCACUGGGGAAAGAGUAGCAGGAAACUGUGUACAGUGUUUCAUUCCUUAACCUGGAAUGGCCAGUUUUUUAUUUUAGUUUUUUCUCGACAUGUUUAAUUCCGUUAUGUAUAAGUUUAAAGGCCCUUUCACACCACGUACCGACAUAACAUAGUGGAACCUAGGGACUAGACACUCCAUAUUUCUCAUAAAUGUCCAUUCUUUCUGUUUCUCUGCUCAUUAUGCUUUUUUCUCCCUUUUUAAGCUCUCUUUAAAUGGCUCAUCCUUCACACAAGCUCAUUACUAGGAGUGUAAAUCAUGGGGCAUCUCAAGAUAUGAUAUAUGUUGCCCACAAUAACUGAUAUUAUGAUGCUGUGAUUUUGUGAUCACAAAAAUAUAUGACUAAAUAUAUCGCAAAUAUAUCACAAUUCUCUACGAUACUUGACAGCAUCUGUGUUACUGAAGAGGUUAAAAUAUUUCUAAGUAAGCAAAUAACAGGAAUUAUAGAUUUAUUGGUGUCAGUUUCACAAUAUUUGUGAUAUCAGGUUUACCCUAUUCAUUUGAUUAGUGCCAAUACACUUAAAGCAAGCCUCAAAUAUAUUGAUAAUUGAUGCCACAAAUCAAUACAAAUGUAUGGAAAACAAUGUAAUAUAUUGUGAUCUCCAUUUGUUGUGCCAUCUCUACUCAUUACCAAGAGAAACUAUAAUUCAUGGUUUUACGAUAAAAUGCUCCUAGACAAACUAUAUAAAAUAUUUAUAUAACAGGGAUGUGUAAUGUACGUUAGAGGUGGGCAAUAUGACUCUAAGAUACUAUCACGAUAUUUCAUGGGUUUUUUUUUGUGGCGAUAUGAUAAAAUGCUACUAUGCUACUGCAACAACAACUAAAAAAAUUAACUAUAUUAUUGCAUAUAGUUGUAACAGACGUCAAUGUUUCAGAAUGUCAUGAGACUAAUAAUACUAAUAAUGCACUUCAAAUAUCUCCAUAUAUCCAGGAUUAAAGUAAAAUAAAUGAUACUGGACAGAUAUAAUCUGGCUCUAUUAGAUAUAUAAUGGGAAAUGAGACCAGUGUGAAUUUUUAUUAUUUAAUCUUUUUUUGUUGCUAAAAACAGUAAAAUAUGAAUAAAAAUAGUACCGUAAUGUGAUAAUUAGGGAUGGGUGAUAUGGCACCAUAUUUCAGAGUAUAAUAUCAUUCACGAUAUUCAAAAAUAUUGGUGAUAUUAUUGCGUACAAUACGAUAUAGCACACUUCUAACGUACGUAAUUCCCCAUCUUUCUAGAUCCAAUGGAGUAUUCACUUUUUUUUUUUUUU